This is a messenger RNA of Caenorhabditis elegans, 745 nucleotides long. It is a transcript of the gene dod-18, whose product is annotated as Nucleotide PPase. Gene Ontology annotation, molecular function: nucleoside triphosphate diphosphatase activity. Lineage: Eukaryota; Metazoa; Nematoda; Chromadorea; Rhabditida; Rhabditidae. Bases 35 to 628 code for a protein of 197 amino acids. The record is from RefSeq and is marked reviewed. The transcript is spliced from 5 exons.
AUCCACGUGUUUCGCCCACGACGGCAAGUUCGGAAUGAAAGAAGCCAUUAUUGUAUUGGCAAGUCAGUCACCAAAUCGACUCAAAUUGUUGCAGCAAAUUGGAUUGGAAAAUGUAAUCGUAAAAGUUUCAAAUUUCGAGGAAAAUCUACCAAAAACAUUGCCAGUUAAGCAGUUUGUCAUUGAAACAGCUAAAGGAAAAUUGACGACUAUUGUGGAAGAAAUGAAAAGAAAAGAGGAGCCGUACUCUGUUAUUAUUGCGUGUGAUACAGUAAUCGAAUUCAAUGGAGAAAUUAUUGGAAAACCAACAGAUGCCAAUGACGCUAAAGAAACUUUGAAAAGACUUCGUAACAAUACUCAUAAUGUAUAUACUGGAAUGGCUCUACACUAUCAUGAAACUGAUCAAUAUGAAGAGAUCAUCGAGAAAACAAUUGUUCAUUUUGGAGAUAUUCCUGAUAGAGUUAUCGACGAAUAUGUAAAAAGCGGAGAGCCAUUGAAAAAAGCAGGUUCAUAUGGAAUCGGUGACUUUGGCGCUGUCUUCGUUCGUGGAAUCGAAGGAUGUAUGCCGAAUGUGGUUGGUUUGCCACUUCACCGUCUUCACCAAGCUCUUAUCGCUAAAAAUAUUCUCUAAAAUGCUUUCACUUCCAUAUUUUAUUUUCUCACAUUACAUCAGGUUUUCACGUUGAUGCUUCAAUCGAUAUUAUGAUUCGGAGCUUUCAAACCUUCUCCAAAAUAAAUAUGUAAAACG